Molecule: messenger RNA, 1230 nt
Organism: Guillardia theta CCMP2712
Lineage: Eukaryota; Cryptophyceae; Pyrenomonadales; Geminigeraceae
Exons: 14
Coding region: 1-1107 (368 amino acids)
Biological process (GO): molybdate ion transport
Cellular component (GO): membrane
Molecular function (GO): molybdate ion transmembrane transporter activity
Source: RefSeq, a predicted model, not a curated record
AUGGGGUUCACAGUCGUCCUUGUAGUCCUCUGCAUCCUCUGUGCGCUGAUACAAUGGAGUCAGCGCAAGGAUCAGGGCCAGGCAGGCAUGCCGGGCGGGAACGUGUCAGGAGAGUUCAAGAGGCAGCAGGCGGCGUAUAUGGUCGCCUACUGCUGUGCCGUGACGGCGGACUGGCUGCAAGGGCCCUACGUGUACGCGCUCUAUGAACACUAUAAGUUCUCCAAGCAGGAGAUCGGGAUCUUGUUCAUAGCAGGCUUCGACUUUUUCCAUCGCGACGGUUGGCAAUGCUAUCACGGCCAUCGCGUCUGGGUGGCUCCUUUCGACCUUGCCAUCGUCUUCCUCAUCGCAUCCUCAAUCACAAUCGCUUGGAAAUGGCAGGAGAACAAAGGAGAUGCUGGCAUGGGAGGCAUGGUCCUUCCCUCUGGCAAGAAUGACGAUCGGAAUAAGUUGAAGGUGGCGCUUGAAAGAAUGCGCCGAGAUCCCAAGAUAGCAGUUCUGGGGAUGAUACAGAGCCUCUUCGAAGGAGCCAUGUACAUCUUUGUCUUCAUGUGGACGCCAAAGUUAGAAGCGUUCUUCAAGCCCCUCCCUCACGGCCGGGUCUUCGGAUGCUUCAUGGCCUGCAUGAUGUUGGGGUCAAGCUCUUUGAAGUACCUGUCCAGCUGGCAACCACCUGUUAGGUACCUGAGGGAGCUCUACAUAAUCUCUGGGAUCAUGAUGGCGAUCCCUGCCCUCGGGCUGCAAGAGGGGUACUCCACCGUCUCCUGCUUCUUCGUGUUCGAGUGGUGCUGCGGGCUCUACUUCCCCAGUAUCGGCAUUGUCAAGUCGAAGUAUGUUCCUGAGGAGGUCCGGGCGACCAUCUACAACAUCUUUCGCAUCCCCCUCAACGUCAUCGUAGUCGCUGUCCUCGCCAACCUUGGCAGCAUCUCCGACAACGUCGUUUUUGCCAUGUGCUCCGUUUUCUUGUUCCUAGCUGCCGUACUUCAGCACUCCUUCAUCCGUAUGGUUGGAGAUCAUGAAGGAAAGGCUGCGUCGCUGGCUGCCGCGGAGAACCUCACCGCAGAACUCUCCCACUUGACCCACUAUGAGCCCGGGGAGGGCAAGGAAUGACUCGACAAGACUGAGGCCAAGAGCUUGGAAAAGACAGGCUGAAGCAGCUCGGCGCGGGCUGGGAAGGGGAGGGGUUUCUUACUCUUAUUCUUUCAAGUGAUGAUAAUGUACUCUGAGAUAUCC